CUAAUUUCAACUUAGGGUUUUAAGGUAGAAACAAUAAAGAUGAAAGCUUCAUUGAAAUUUCGUGAAGAGAAGAAGCCAGUUUUGAGAGCCAAAAUACCUCUCAGCAUCUUAGGCCUGCCCUUUCAAUCGGGGAUCGUCGCCGGCGAUUCCAAGGAGUUCGCCUUAAAUCUCUCCACCUUCUUCGAAUCUGGACCGUCCAUCAAGAUUGCAUACCGUCCUAAUGACACGUGGAGCCCUUUCUCUCUUAUCAUCAAGACUGGAACCGGAGCCUUUGGUUCCCCCGUCUCCAGCUCCAUGCUCAUGAGUGCCGAGUUUAACCUCCUUGGCCGUGGAAACCCUAGCUUUAUGCUUCACUUCAAACCCCAGUUUGGGGAUUUCUCGAUCAAGAAGUCGCAGUCUUCUGUUUUCGAUAAAGCCGUGAAGCCUAGCAAUGGCGGCGUUUUGGAGGACGAUUCGUUGAUUGAAGUGGUGGAUUUUCCUGCUGUUAGUGGCGAUUCGAUCGGGUUCUUUGCCGAUAAAAGAAAACUGGCGGCUUUCAAUUCGAAGGAUUUCGCGGGGAUACUCUCCGGAAUGGAGAUAGCAGCGAGGACGUCCGUGCCGGUUAAGGGAAAGGCGUUGGUGAAAUUCCGUUGGGGGAUGAGGAUUCCAUCGGAGAUGAAGAGUGGUGUAGGCGGAAUUGCCGAUCCAAAGACUGGGUUUUCGUUGGCGAAGAUUCCAUUCUUGGUGAUGGAAAAGAUCGGGAUCGAACACGUGGACGGCACUGAAUCCAAGCAGGAUAUAUCCACCGCCAGUAAAUCGGGUCCAGAGGCUGGCCCUAAUUCCGACGCGGCGGAAGUGUGUUAUACAAUCAAACGACAGCUGGAAGCUUUGAAAUCCGAGAAUGGGUCACUGAGGAGAGCCGUGGAGGAGCUCAGGCAUGAAAUAUCCAUGGGAAAAUAUAGAGAAUUCGAAAGAACUUCAAUCAGCAAACCGAAAACGGAGAGAGAGGAAACAAUGAGAAGAAAUCAAACGAGAAUGGAGAGAGGAAACAAGGAGAAGAAAUCAGUGGAAGGGGAUUUGAGCGGGGAGUUGAAGAAAGCAUUGAAAGGAGCUGGUGGGUCUUGAAUUUGCUGCCAUAUAAUGAUAAUGUUUCAAAUCGCGGUCGCGGUCACGAUUUCGGUCAUUUCGGGUUUACCGUGAUUGUGGCCGUCACGGGCGCUAUUGCGGGUGUAGCGGGUAACUCAGACGGCGGCGAAACCGCUAUAUUACGGAUGAAAUCGCGU
Molecule: messenger RNA, 1262 nt
Organism: Hibiscus syriacus
Lineage: Eukaryota; Viridiplantae; Streptophyta; Magnoliopsida; Malvales; Malvaceae
Exons: 2
Coding region: 40-1104 (354 amino acids)
Source: RefSeq, a predicted model, not a curated record